Molecule: messenger RNA, 1200 nt
Organism: Monoraphidium neglectum
Lineage: Eukaryota; Viridiplantae; Chlorophyta; Chlorophyceae; Sphaeropleales; Selenastraceae
Product: GDP-mannose transporter
Exons: 5
Coding region: 1-1200 (399 amino acids)
Cellular component (GO): Golgi apparatus
Molecular function (GO): GDP-mannose transmembrane transporter activity; antiporter activity
Source: RefSeq, a predicted model, not a curated record
AUGAUCGCGGCAAUGAAGAAGUCGCUUUCUGGGCCCGACAUUGUAUUUUCGAGCAGUGGCAGAGACUACCAGACAGUUGACAUUGAGGGCCAGGGGUCGCCGCUCGCAAAGCGGCACACUACGCCCUCGCCGCUGCUCCCCCAGGCAGCCGGCGCCUUCAGCACCGGCGGCCCCGGCGGUCUGCACUCCGCACGAGAGCGGCGCAACAAGGGCCUAGCCGCGGCGGCCGGCGUCAGCUAUGUAAUCAGCAGCGCGGCGCUGAUACUACUGAAUAAGAAGGUUCUGGUGCACUACUCCUUCAGCUCCGUCCAUUCCCUACUGUUCUACCAUUGCCUCCUGGCGGUCCUGCUCGCGCGAGUCAUCGCCCUGCUGGGGCUCGGGCGCAUCGAGCCGCUGACGUGGCAGGGCGUGGGCAUGGUGUCGAUCCUGAAGAACCUCUCAAACGUUUUCAUCAUUGCAGGGGAUUACUGGUACUUCCGCAGGUCUUAUUCCUGGCAGGUGUACGCGUGCCUGGCCCUCAUGAUCGCGUCAGUCAUGACGGGCGGCGCCACGGACGCCCAAUUCUCGGCCUCUGGCUACGCAUGGCAGCUCGCCAACUGCGUGUUCAGCGCGGCUUACGCCCUCUACCUGUCAAAGGUCACCGAGCGCCUCACGAGCGGCCCCCAGCUGCCCCCCAUCCACGGCGCCGGCGGCGCCGGCGGCGCGACCCCCGGCCCCGGCGGCCCCGGCGGCGGCCGCGUGAACGAGCUGUCCAUGUCGUUUUACAACAACCUCCUCAGCCUGCCGCUGGCCUUCGGCCUGAUGCUGCUAUCCGGCGAGCUCUCCUCGUUCUGGCGGGAACCCGCGCUGUCCCGGCCCAGCUUUGCUGCAUAUGCGACGCUCGGCGGCGCGUUCGGCUAUGCUAUAAGCUUCACUUCGAUCUGGUACGUCACAGUCACGACGGCGACGCUUUAUUCGCUGACCGGGUCAAUGAACAAGGUGCUGGUGGCGGUACUCGGCAUAUGGAUGUUCAACGAGUCGACAGCGCCCCAGAAUCUGGCGAGCAUCGGGAUCGGGCUGGCGGCGGGCGGGCUGCUGCCGUACAUCAAGAUGCGGCAGGCGGGCGGGCACGGCCACGGCCACGGCCACGGGCGCGGCGGGGCGGGGGACGGCGGCGGGAAGAGCAGCAGCGCGGGCGGCGGCGGCGGCGGCGGGUUGUGA